Molecule: messenger RNA, 1139 nt
Organism: Archocentrus centrarchus (flier cichlid)
Lineage: Eukaryota; Metazoa; Chordata; Actinopteri; Cichliformes; Cichlidae
Exons: 9
Coding region: 117-1139 (340 amino acids)
Source: RefSeq, a predicted model, not a curated record
UAAAUUAUGAGGCACAAGCGUUGAUUGAAAAAAUCUUGACAACAAAGCCUGGUGGUGAGCGUAUCAUACAAGAGUAUGCAAGAACUAAAUGCUUGACAGAUGCAACCAGAAGACAGAUGAUAAACAUCCUUACAGCUGCAAUGACAGAAGCACAUGGAUCAUCCCCUCCUAAAAGCAUCAGAGUGAUGUAUGCUCAGGGGAUCGUUGCCUUAUUUCCCUAUCUGGAAGACCCGUUUUCAAAACAUGGAUAUGAGCAUUACUAUGAUCCAGAGAGCGGUUCAGGAUACCUUGCAUGGCGUUUAAAGACCAUUCAAAGAAAAACUGCAGAGGAAAGGGGUGCCUCAGGUAGCAAAUCUCCAAAAAGUGGUGGACCAGGCCAUGGUCAAUCCAGGGUUUUCACUGCUGACAAAGUGCUGUCAGAUGAGGAAGUGGAAGCAGCUAUUGCUGUUUUGAAACACUCUGCUGAUGAUGACACUGUCCGUGAGAAGAUGAAGGCUACCUUCCAUUACCGUCAUUCAAUGGUCAAUGAUGAAAAGAAAGCAGCAACUGUCUUCUCUGUCUUUCCACGGUUUCUGGACACACCAGGACUGAUAGAACAAGAUUUUAGACUCCUGUUUGGUGAAGGCACUGCCAACAAAUUUUUGGAGAAGUGGCCCACCAGUCUCAAAUCCAAGGUUAUAAAGGAAAGCCAUGGCCUGGUACCCACCACUGAGCUCUUGGAUUUAUUGCGGAAUGCAGAGUUGGAUGCUGAACAUGAGAAUGGUUGGGAUAGUGACAUGUCUGCUAUUUUGCUUCUGCUGCAUCUGCUACCACCAUCUGCACAAGGACGAAAGAGGCCGGGUAAGAUGUCUGCAUCUCAAGCUGUGGAUCACCUCAUCAGAUUUCUAAAGGUUGGAACCAGUGUACAGCAGCAUCUUGACAAUAUCACGCAACGUACCCAGCCCUACCUCCUGGCCCAGGGAUCCAUCCAAAGCAGUAUUCACGCAUUCUUCAUUGUGAUUGACAACUAUGCUAUUCCAUGUAAGGCAACAUGUUCAGUUGGAGCUCUUGAUGAGCUCUUUAAGGCCCAUUAUGUGUUUGGCGUUGUCCAACUGGUGCCAUUUGGGGACUCCAAGUGGCACCAAUGGGACAAUGCCUGA